AUGAAUUCCAUCAUCCGCCUCGCGCGGCCACUCCUCGCCCCGCGCAUUUCCGCCCUCUCGCAACGGACAUACACAUGCCUCUCUCCUCUCCGUCCUACAUUGACCUCAACUUUCCGCCCCAACAACUCCUUCACGCCCUCCCUCACAGCGCAAUCACCAGCCGCAACCUCACCAGAAUCCGCAGCAGACCUCGUGCCCACGGCGGCAGUGUCCUCGCAUCCCGCCCUGCAAGGGCUGCAGCUGCGCUUCGGGCCCCGAAAUACCAUGAAUGGCCACACGAGGUUGGUGCAGAAGAGGAGACAUGGGUGGCUGAAGAGGACGAGGAGUAAGACUGGGCGGAGGAUCUUGCAGCGGAGGAAGCUCAAGGGACGGAGACACGUUGCGUGGUGA
This is a messenger RNA of Trichoderma harzianum CBS 226.95, 390 nucleotides long. RefSeq lists its product as hypothetical. Bases 1 to 390 code for a protein of 129 amino acids. The record is from RefSeq and is a predicted model, not a curated record. The transcript has 2 exons. Gene Ontology annotation, biological process: translation. NCBI's taxonomy places the organism in Eukaryota, Fungi, Ascomycota, Sordariomycetes, Hypocreales, Hypocreaceae. Gene Ontology annotation, cellular component: ribosome. Gene Ontology annotation, molecular function: structural constituent of ribosome.